Molecule: messenger RNA, 2229 nt
Organism: Canariomyces notabilis
Lineage: Eukaryota; Fungi; Ascomycota; Sordariomycetes; Sordariales; Chaetomiaceae
Product: AMP deaminase
Exons: 2
Coding region: 1-2229 (742 amino acids)
Biological process (GO): AMP metabolic process; IMP salvage
Cellular component (GO): cytosol
Molecular function (GO): AMP deaminase activity
Source: RefSeq, a predicted model, not a curated record
AUGGCCGAGCACGCGUGCCCGAAUGGCUCCUCGCCGAGCUCUACAUCGCUCAAACUGCCAGACGGCCAAAUGGCCCAGUUCGACUCUGAAGACGAAGAGUAUAUUCCUAGCCGCACCGGAAGCUAUACUCAGCUGAACAAUGCACCAGCCGUGCCUGGGAGCCCGAUUGACGCGGCUGUACAGCAGUUGAUGCUACUCAAUACGAAUGCAGUCCCCGGCAUUGGUAACGGCACUUAUACAGACGCCGACCCCCAGGUCUUGGCCGAGUUGAGUCCCGUAUUCACGAACAUCCGGAAGGUCCUCGAACUCCGGCGCAAGUACAUACAACUGUCGUUGCAGGGCCCCAAUGACAACCCAAAGGACAAGCCCGAUUGGAACAUCUACCCCCCUCCACCAGAGCCGGCCUGGACCGAGGCCACCCGGGAAACGGCUGGCCAAAGCAGCGCAAGCAACAGCCUGCAAAACAGUAUGGUUUUGAACACCGACAGGCAGCGCUCUGGUGACCACUCUUUUGAUCAGACCGCUGGUGCGCCGCUUCACAAGCCCAACGCAAAACGACGGAAGGCAGGCCAGGAUAUCGGAGAGGAUUUUGACAUUGAGGAUUUGCUGCCUGUGCCAGGCCCAAGUGAUAUGACUUUCCGCCUAGACGACAAUGGUGUCUACCAGGUCUACGAGAACGCAGAGUCGGAGAAGGCGGACACCCCCGUCGUCAGAGUGCCCACCAUCAGGGAGUACUACCUGGACCUUGAGGAGAUACUGAAUGCGUCAUCCGACGGGCCAAGCAAGAGCUUCGCAUUCCGGCGCCUCCAGUAUCUGGAGGGCAGGUUCAACCUCUAUGUCCUCCUAAACGAGCACCUAGAGACAGCAGACAGCAAGAAGGUUCCUCACCGAGACUUUUACAACGUUCGCAAGGUUGAUACCCACGUCCACCAUUCCGCUUGCAUGAACCAGAAGCAUCUGCUGCGUUUCAUCAAAAGCAAGAUGAAGAAGUUUCCCGAUGAGAUCGUCUUAUACCGCGAUGGCAAGCACCUGACUCUAGCCGAGGUGUUUGACAGCCUCAAUCUUACGGCGUACGAUCUCAGCAUCGAUACGCUAGACAUGCAUGCGCACAAGGACUCGUUCCACCGCUUUGACAAGUUCAACUUGAAGUACAAUCCGAUCGGCGAGUCGCGCCUGCGGACCAUCUUUCUCAAGACGGACAACUUCAUCAAAGGCCGCUACUUGGCCGAGAUUACCAAGGAGGUGAUUGCAGAUCUCGAGUCGAGCAAGUAUCAGAUGGUUGAGUGGCGCAUCUCCAUCUACGGCAAGUCCCUAGACGAGUGGGAUAAGCUUGCGGCAUGGGUUAUCGACAACAAGCUCUUCUCGCACAACGUCCGGUGGCUGAUUCAGAUCCCUCGCCUGUAUGAUGUGUACAAGUCGAGCAACCUGAUGAGCUCGUUUGAGCAGAUCAUCAAGAACCUCUUCCAGCCGCUCUUCGAGGUUACAAAAGACCCUUCCAGCCACCCUAAACUGCACAUCUUCCUGCAGCGUGUCGUGGGUCUCGACAGCGUAGACGAUGAGAGCAAGGUUGAGCGGAGACUGUUCAAGAAAUUCCCGGUGCCCAAGGACUGGGAUUCGUUACAAAACCCGCCCUAUACGUACUGGAUCUACCACCUCAUGGCCAACAUGUCCUCGCUCAACUACUGGCGGAAGCAGCGCGGCUUCAACACGUUUGUGCUCCGGCCGCACUGCGGAGAGGCUGGCGACCCGGAGCACCUUGCCGUCGCGGCCAUGUGCUGCCAUAGCAUCAGCCACGGAUUGCUGCUCCGCAAGGUGCCCCUGUUGCAGUACAUCUUUUACCUCGAACAGAUCGGCAUCGCCAUGUCGCCGCUCAGCAACAACGCGCUGUUCCUGGCGUACGAGCGAAACCCGUUCCACCAGUACUUCAAGCGCGGCCUCAACGUGUCGCUCUCGACCGACGAUCCCCUCCAGUUUGCCUUCACUAAGGAGCCGCUGAUCGAGGAGUACGCGGUCGCUGCUCAGAUCUACAAGCUCAGCUCUGUCGACAUGUGCGAGUUGGCCAAGAACUCGGUCAAGCAGAGUGGCUAUGAACAUUCCAUCAAGCAGCAGUGGCUGGGUCAGAAUUUCGAUCUGCCCGGGGCAAGGGGCAAUACAAUGGUGAAAACAAACGUUCCGGAUCGACGAGAGGAUUUCCGCUACCACACGCUGGUGGAGGAGCGGAAGAUGUGA